GGAUAUCAUUGUUUCACUAUCCAAUAAUACAAACCCCUGUGUUAUCGAACAAAUUGUCUAUAAAUAUAGAAAAUGCAUUAGUCCAUCGUGUUUUAUUAUUAAAACAUUGAUUCAGUGAUUACAUGUGAUCAAUGUUAGCAGGCGUUUGUGAUUUUAAUGAAUAAAUCGUGUCAAAACUGAUUUCAAAAAUCAUAACUGGCACACAAUUAUUAGAAAUGGGUGAAAAAGAUCAGGAACAAUGCGAGGGAGCCGAGAAAACGUACCGACAUAUUUUACCAGGGGAACACGUUUACGAAGAUGUUCUGUUUUUCGGUUAUACCCCUGCCGACAUUCUGGACGCUGUGAAAGACUUCCAAGUGAGAAAUGAUGACGUCAUCAUAGCAACAUAUCCUAAAGCCGGAACAACGUGGUUACAGGAAAUAGCAUGGCUGAUAAUGCAUGAUGGGGAUUUUGAUGGCGCUUACCGAAAACCUGUCUACUUCCGGUCACCAUUUUUAGAGUUCAAGGACAAAGUUCUAAACGAGGUUGGCCUUGACAUUGCUAAUCCAAUGGCGUCACCAAGGGUGAUCAAGAGCCAUUUACCAGUUAAACUAAUGCCAAAACAAAUUCAGGAAAAAGACUGUAAGAUAAUAGUUUUAUUCCGGAACCCAAAAGACUUGUGCGUUUCUUAUUACCAUUUCUACCGGUCUAGUUCAUCGUUUGGAAAGUUUACGGGAACUUGGGAAGAUUUCUUCGACAUGUUCAUGGAGGGACAUGUUGACCACGGGUCCUGGUUUGACUACACUAAGAGUUGGUGGGAAUUAAGAGAUCGGUCAAACGUUAAAAUUGUAUUUUACGAAGACAUGAAAGAAGACCUGCACAGAGAGGUUACAGAAAUAUGUAAAUUUCUGGAUAAAGAUCUAUCCGGUGAUUUGUUAACAAGAAUUGUGGAGCACUGCCAGUUUGAAAGCAUGAAAAGAAAUCCAAUGACCAACCAUCUAGAUGUGUACUCUAUCAACGCAAAAGUCUCACCACUUCUUAGAAAAGGAACGGUUGGUGAUUGGAAGACGCAUUUUACUGUGGCACAAAAUGAAAGAUUUGACAAAUUCUAUAAUGAUAUACUUGGAGGGCUUGAUAUACCUUUCAAGUAUACACUAGAAAUGAACAGUUGAAAAUAUAUGUCGUGAUGAUGUAAAAGCAAAAUAUUAGAUAUUAUUAUAAUCUUUGUCCUGGAAAUAGACCAGGAUGUAAAUGCGUCGUCACAGUAUAUAGUUUUCUUUUUGUAUUUUGCUAAUGAAUCCAUUUGAUUUUAAAUACACUGUUCCACAUUCGAAGUUUGUUAGGUCAAACAUCUCCACUGCAUACUUACAUAUCUUGAAUACUACUUUACGUUUAAAUAUCGCCCACCCCACCCCAAAAAACUAUACACUGUGUUUUAAAUGUGGAGAGAUUUACAAUAAGCUUUUAGCUUUCAGUUCAAUUCACUUUAUCUGGAUAUUGUAUAAAUUUUCGAUAUGUUGUGUAGUAUUGUCACUUGAUAAAAAAAAUACAAGACAUGGACAUUGUAAAAUCAGUGCAUGCAAAUAAAAUAAUGAAAUAUGAAAAUUGAAUCGAUGUG
Ruditapes philippinarum (Manila clam) is the source of this 1597-nucleotide messenger RNA. Its product is annotated as sulfotransferase 1C2-like. Bases 216 to 1151 code for a protein of 311 amino acids. Lineage: Eukaryota; Metazoa; Mollusca; Bivalvia; Venerida; Veneridae. The transcript has 6 exons. Gene Ontology annotation, cellular component: cytoplasm. The record is from RefSeq and is a predicted model, not a curated record. Gene Ontology annotation, molecular function: sulfotransferase activity. Gene Ontology annotation, biological process: sulfation.